UGGGUCAUCUUCAGAAGGAUGUAUCUGUCAGAGUUUGGAGAAGCUGCAGCCUUCCUCAGAAGAAGUGAAGCUGAGUUGCUUCAGCUACAGGCCAUGACCAUUGAUGGAAAGAAGAAAUGCUGGGUUCAUGAUGGCAAUAAUGCUUAUAUUGAGGCUGAGAUUAAAGGGAGUGAAAAUGAUGGAAAAAUAAUUGUUGAGACUACAGAUGGAAAGAGCCUCAGUGUCAAGGAGGACAAAAUCCAACACAUGAAUCCUCCAAAGUUUGAAAUGAUUGAAGACAUGGCGAUGUUGCUUCACCUGAAUGAAGCGUCUGUGCUACAUACUCUGGAGAGGCGCUAUGAACACUGGAUGAUUUAUACGUAUUCAGGUCUCUUCUGUGUGACCAUAAACCCUUACAAGUGGCUUCCAGUGUAUCAGAAAGAAGUGGUGGCUGCCUACAAAGGCAAGAGGCGAUCAGAGGCUCCCCCUCAUAUCUUUGCUGUUGCUGAUAAUGCCUUUCAGGAUAUGCUUCACAAUCGAGAGAAUCAGUCUAUACUCUUCACAGGAGAAUCUGGUGCUGGAAAGACUGUGAACACCAAACAUAUUAUCCAGUAUUUUGCCACCAUAGCUGCCAUGAAUGAAUCCACUAAAAAGCCGGGGACUUUGGAAGAUCAAAUCAUGCAAGUGAAUUCUAUCUUGGAAGCAUUUGGAAAUGCCAAAACCUUGACAAAUGACAACUCUUCUCGUUUUGGCAAGUUCAUCAGGAUACACUUUGGUGUCAGAGGCACGCUGUCAUCUGUGGACAUUGAGAUCUAUUUGCUUGAAAAAUCCCGGGUGAUUUCUCAGCAGCAUGGAGAGAGGAAUUACCACAUAUUCUAUCAAAUCCUUUCUGGAAAAAAAGAACUUCGUGACAUGCUCCUGGUGUCUGCAAAUCCCUUCGACUUUCACUUUUGCUCUUGUGGAGAAAUUGCUGUGGAGAGCUUGGAUGAUGCUGAAGAACUGCUAGCCACAGAAAGAGCAAUGGACAUCUUGGGCUUUCUUCCUGAGGAGAAGUAUGGGUGCUAUAAACUUACCGGAGCCAUCAUGCACUUUGGAAAUAUGAAAUUUAAACAGAAACCCAGAGAAGAGCAACUGGAAGCAGAUGGCACAGAGAGUGCUGACAAAGCUGCUUUCCUCAUGGGCAUUAACUCCUCUGAGUUGGUGAAAGGCUUGACCCACCCUAGAAUCAAAGUUGGUAAUGAAUAUGUUACCAGAGGUCAAAAUAUGGAACAGGUAAGCUAUGCUGUUGGUGCCCUGUCCAAGUCUAUCUAUGAAAGGAUGUUUAAGUGGCUGGUAGCACGUAUCAACAGGGCCCUGGAUGCCAAGCUGUCCAGGCAGUUCUUCAUUGGCAUUCUUGACAUCACCGGCUUUGAAAACCUUGAUUAUAACAGCUUUGAGCAGCUUUGCAUUAAUUUUACCAACGAAAAAUUACAACAGUUCUUCAAUCAUCACACAUUUAUUCUGGAACAAGAGGAAUAUAGAAAAGAAGGCAUUGACUGGGCAUCCAUUGACUUUGGUCUGGAUGUGCAAGGCUGCAUAGAUCUCAUUGAGAAGCCAAUGGGCAUCUUUUCCAUUCUUGAAGAGGAAUGUAUGUUUCCUAAGGCUACAGAUCUGACUUUCAAGACCAAACUCUUUGACCAUCAUUUUGGAAAGUCAGUUUAUCUCCAGAACCCCAAGCCUGAUAAAAAGUAUGAAGCUCACUUUGAACUUGUCCAUUAUGCAGGAGUGGUGCCUUAUAACAUCAGUGGUUGGCUUGAAAAGAACAAAGACCCUCUUAAUGAAACAGUGGUGGCUGUGUUUCUGAAGUCUUCCAACAGACUCUUGGCAAGCCUUUUUGAAAAUUACAUCAGUACGGACAGUGCUGUACAGUUUGGGGAAAGGAAACGCAAGAAAGGAGCUUCAUUCCAAACAGUUGCAUUUCUGCAUAAAGAAAACCUAAAUAAAUUGAUGACUAAUCUGAAAUCAACAGAACCUCAUUUUGUGAGAUGCAUAAAUCCCAAUAUGAAUAAGAUGCCAGGUAUAAUGGACCCUUAUUUGGUUCUACAGCAGCUGCGCUGUAAUGGUGUCUUGGAAGGGAUUAAGAUAUGCUGUGAAGGUUUUCCAAACCGACUGCUAUAUGCUGAUUUUAAACAAAGGUACUGCAUUCUGAACUCAAAGACCUUUCCAAAGAGCAAGUUUGUGAGCAGCAGAAAAGCAACCGAAGAAGUACUUGGCUCCUUGGAGAUAGACCAUACCCAAUACCAAUUUGGAAUCACUAAGGUGUUUUUUAAAGCUGGUUUUCUGGACCACCUGGAAGUAAUGAGAGAUGAGAGACUAUCUAAAGUCUUCACAUUGUUGCAAGCCACAGCACGGGGCAAACUUAUGCGAAUAAAAUUCCAGAAAAUUCUGGAGGAAAGGGAUGCACUUCUUUUGAUUCAAUGGAACAUAAGGGCUUUCAUGGCUGUGAAGAACUGGCCCUGGAUGAGGCUCUUCUUCACGAUCAAGCCUCUUGUUAAAUCUGUGGGAAUGAGAGAGGAGAUAGUCAGCCUGAAGGAAGAGUGUAUACAACUGCAGAAAGCCUUAGAGAAAUCAGAAUCUCAGAGGCAGGAACUGAAAGCAAAACAAGUGUCCCUUACCCAGGGAAAGAAUGACCUGCUUCUUCAGCUGCAGGCUGAGCAAGAAACCCUGGCAAACGUUGAAGAGCAGUGUGAGUCGCUGAUUAAAUCCAAGAUCCAGCUGGAGGCCAGAGUCAAGGAGCUGUCUGAGCGAGUGGAGGAAGAAGAGGAGAUAAAUUCUGAGCUGACUGCCAGGGGGCGGAAACUGGAAGAUGAAUGUUCUGAGUUGAAGAAAGAAAUCGAUGACCUGGAAACAAUAUUGGCGAAGUCAGAGAAGGAGAAGCGAGCUACAGAGCACAAGGUCAAGAACUUGGCUGAGGAAGUGGAGUUUCUAAAUGAGGAUCUCAGCAAACUUAACAGAGCAACCAAGACUAUGCAGGAGGCACAUCAGCAGGCUCUGGAUGACCUGCACAUAGAGGAGGAGAAAUCAGGCAACCUGAGCAAAGCAAAGUUGAUGUUGGAACAGCGGGUGGAUGAGCUUGAGGGUGCCCUUGAGAAGGAGAGAAAAGCAAGAAUGAACUGUGAAAGGGAAAAGCGUAAACUGGAGGACAACUUAAAGCUGAACCAUGAAAGUAUGGAGAGCCUGGAGAGCAGCCAGCUGCAGCUAGCAGAAAAGCUGAGGAAGAAAGAAUUAGAAAUGAGUCCUAUGAAUUCAAAGAUAGAGAGUGAGAAAGGCCUGGUGGCUCAGCUUCAGAAGAUGGUUAAAGAACUUCAGAUUCAGAUACAGGAUUUGAAAGAGGAAUUGGAAGCAGAAAGGACGGCUCGAGCCAAGGUGGAAAGGGAGAGAACGGACCUUACCCAAGACCUGGAAGACUUGAGUGAGAGACUAGAGGAGGCAGGAGGCGCCAGUUCUUCUCAGCUGGAGAUAACUAAAAAGCAGGAGACAAAAUUCCAGAAGCUUUGUCGAGACAUGGAAGAGGCCACACUGCACUUCGAGGCAACAUCUGCCUCUUUGAAGAAGAGACAUGCAGACAGCUUGGCGGAGCUGGAGGGCCAGGUAGAAAGUCUACAGCUGGUCAAGCAGAAACUGGAAAAAGAGAAGAGUGACCUGCAGCUAGAAGUAGAUGACCUGCUGACCCAUGCUGAGCAGAUGACCAGAGCAAAGGCUAAUGCUGAGAAACUCUGUAGUUUGUAUGAAGAACGCUUGAAUGGAGCAAAUGCAAAACUUGAAGAGGUGACUCAGUUGACAAAUGACCUGACAGCACAGAAGACAAAGUUACAGAGUGAGAGUGGUGAGUUGCUGAAGAGGCUAGAAGAAAAGGAAGCUCUGAUAAGCCAACUUUCCAGGGAAAGGGGCAACUUUACUCGACAGAUUGAAGAACUGAGAGGGCAGCUAGAAGAGGAGUUCAAGUCACAGAGUGCUCUGACCCAUGCCCUGCAGUCAGCCAAGCGUGACUGUGACCUUCUACGAGAGCAAUAUGAGGAAGAACAGGAGUCCAAGGCCGAGCUGCACCGGGCACUAGCCAAAGUCAAUGCUGAAAUGGUGCAAUGGAGACUGAAGUACGAAAACAGUGUCAUCCAGACAGCUGAAGACAUGGAGGAUGCCAAGAAGAAGCUGACGAUUAGGCUGCAGGAAGCUGCAGAAGCCAUGGGGGUGGCCAAUAGCAGAAAUGCCUCCCUGGAGAGGACCAGGCACCAACUGCAGCUGGAGCUUGGGGAUGCCCUGUCAGACCUCGGGAGGGCUCGAUCCAUGGCAGCCAGCCUGCACCAGAGGCAGCAGCACUCUGACCAGGCCCUGGCCGACUGGAAGCAGAAGUACGAGGAGUCCCAAGAAUUACUAGAUGCCUCUCAGAAGGAGGCCCGGGCUCUCAGCACUGAGCUCCUCAAGCUCAAACACGCCUAUGAGGAGAGCUCUAUGAGCCAGGAGAUGCUCAGGAAGGAGAACAAGAACCUCCAAGAAGAGACUUCAAAUCUGGCAAACCAAGUUAGAGAACGAACCAAGAAGUUAAGUGAAAUGGAAAAGGUCAAGAAACUGAUUGAACAAGAAAAGACUGAUGUCCAAGUGACACUGGAAGAAGCAGAGGGAGCUCUGGAACGUCAUGAAAGCAAGAUUCUUCGUUUCCAGCUUGAACUCUUCGAAGCUAAAGCAGAACUUGAAAGAAAGCUUUCAGAGAAGGAUGAGGAAAUUAAAGAUAUUAGGAGGAAACAGCAGUGCGCUAUCGACUCCCUGCAGUCUAGCCUGGAUUCUGAAGCUAGGAGCAGAAUUGAGGCUACCCGGCUGAAGAAGAAGAUGGAAGGGGACCUCAAUGAGAUGGAGCUCCAGCUUAGUUAUGCCAAUCGGCAGGUCUCAGAGUCAACCAAGUCCCUGGGCCAGCUUCAGAAUCAAAUCAAGGACCUUCAAGUACAGCUAGAUGACAGCACACGCCUGAACAGGGAUCUGCAGGAGCAGGUGGCUGCGGCUGAGCGGUACAGCGCUCUUCUUCAGUCUGAACUAGAGGAACUGAGGUCCUUGCAAGAGCAGACAGAGCGUGGGCGCAAGCUGGCAGAAGAGGAGCUCCUGGAAGCCACAGAGAGAAUCAAUCUAUUUCAUACCCAGAACACAAGCCUCCUCAACCAGAAGAAGAAACUAGAGGCUGACAUUGCCCAGAUGCAGAAAGAAGCUGAAGACGCAGAGCAAGGGUAUAAAAAUGCAGAAGACAAGGCUAAGAAGGCAGCCACUGAGACAGCAAACAUAUCAGAAGAACUGAAGAAGGAGCAGGACACCAAUGCCCACUUGGAGAGGAUGAGAAAGAAUAUGGAGCAGACAAUUAAAGACUUGAAAAAAAGACUGGACGAAGCCGAGCAAACUGCGCUGACAGGGACUAGAAAGCAAAUCCAGAAACUGGAAUCCAGGGUUCGUGAACUGGAAGGUGAACUGGAGGGUGAACUCCAUCACAAUGUGGAGGCCCAGAGGGAAACCCGCAGACUUGAACGAUGCAUCAAAGAGCUGACCUCUCAGGCAGAGGAAGACAAGAAAAACCUGAGUAGGAUGCAGACUCUGAUGGAUAAACUUCAGGUGAAAGUGCAAAGCUACAGGCAGCAAGUGGAGGCAGCAGAAGCACAAGCCAAUCAAUAUCUUUCCAAGUAUAAGAAGCAGCAACAUGAGUUGAAUGAAGCGAAGGAAAGGGCAGAGCUGGCAGAAUCUCAAGUCAACAAACUCAAGAUUAAAGUAAAAGAAUUUGAAAAAAAGGUUCGUGAAGAAUAAGCAGACCCUGCUUUGAAAGGACAACUGGAGAAGAACAAGGAGGGUGGUAUUUUAUGGCCCAAGCCCUCAAUUUCAUUAGAAAUAAGCAUGUUUAUAUGGUGUGAAAAGCAGUUUAAGCAAGGUGACUACAAAAAUGUAAUGAUUAAAGGGAAUAUUGUUGCUUCCAAGGUUAAUGGGGAUUUUUUUGAUCUUCAAAUGCAAGUAAACUGCCUUUUAACAUUUCACACAAAAGAUUAAAUAGAGGCAAGAAUCUUUUCACUCCUGAUGCUAUAAGAACAAAUGAAUAAAUAUUCUUUUGUCCAUAUUGCCUCUUAAUUGGUAAUAUUUAAAACACAUCUUUAGGUGAGCAUGUGGAGUGGUGGUUGAAGCACUGGACUCCCAUGUGGCUGACUGCAAUUCAAGUCGUGAACCUGGAA
Molecule: messenger RNA, 6212 nt
Organism: Tupaia belangeri chinensis (Chinese tree shrew)
Lineage: Eukaryota; Metazoa; Chordata; Mammalia; Scandentia; Tupaiidae
Gene: MYH15
Product: myosin heavy chain 15
Exons: 41
Coding region: 19-5796 (1925 amino acids)
Cellular component (GO): myosin II complex; myosin filament; cytoplasm
Molecular function (GO): actin filament binding; ATP binding; microfilament motor activity
Source: RefSeq, a predicted model, not a curated record